Molecule: messenger RNA, 978 nt
Organism: Marchantia polymorpha subsp. ruderalis
Lineage: Eukaryota; Viridiplantae; Streptophyta; Marchantiopsida; Marchantiales; Marchantiaceae
Source: the annotation of a GenBank genome assembly
AUGGCACUCAAUUUCGGCCCACGCUGUAGAUCAUCCUCAGAGAAGCGUCAAGCCACGUCAUCUUCGCCCUCGGUCCUCUGCUUGUGCGGGCCCUCGUGUCCUUCGACUCGCUCUGACUCGUCCACCUCUACAUUCCUUCUUCAACUUCACGAUAAGCUCAAAGCUACGAGCACGUUGAUCACAUCAGAUCUUCCUAGCCAUGAACACACGGCCAGAGGACUCUUGACGCGGAGUCGUAUCAGAACUCAUGGAAGCUACCGUUGGGAAUUUGUGUCGGUGAAGCAAGGAAGAAAGAGAGAAAGUGGGCUCUGGGCACAUACUGUGCACACAGACAGCAGAACUUUGGCAGCUGCGAAAGCUGGGCGAGUGACUUGGCAUAUGUCUGCCUUCCACCUCCAGCACAGCCACUGAUAGUGGAGUGGAGAUGGUAUGCGAUGAUGGGUGUACCUUACUCAUCAGCCAGCCAGCACAGCAUAGCAUAGCACGGCUUCGGUACACUCAGAUCUCGCUCUGACUAAGCGGGAUUUAAUAUAUAGAACAGAUAUCAAGAGAAGAAUCACAAGUGCACGUUUGCUGCAACGGCCAGUUUAGAGUAUGGUGAAUAUGUCAAUUAGAGUAUAUAAACAGCUCGCUCCUGCGUCGAGGCCACAUUACAUCCAUCAGAGAGAAGUGAGAGCAACAGAGCAUCAGUGUGGCUUAGAUAAUGGAUUACCAAUAUGGAGCCUAGGCCGGUCUUACCCGUUUGGUUUCACCCAUGGGUACUUUCCAUCUGAUUCUUACUUUUUUUUGCUGGAUAAGUGAUAGUGAUCCGAACGAAAAUUUGGAUGUGUAGUAGGAACUGUUUCAAAAAGUGCGACGAGGGAAUCGAUUACAUGGUGGAGGUAUAUUCAUGGCACCAACUACUGGAAGUGGUCCAAAAGCUUCACUUACACCAAUUCAUUUGGAACUUCACUCCGUCAGAUUUUUAACUCUUUCUGG